AUGGCGUUGCUGUUCUCGUUCCGGAAGUUGGCUUUGAUCACCAUUUUUGCCCUUGCACGCUUUCCCCGAUACCUGCUCGCUGGAGCCCGCAGUCUGGAGUACACAAUGGAUGUCUUCUUUCGGCAGACGUGGACUGAUGAGAGGCUGAAGUUUAGUGGGCCAACUGAAAUUUUGAGAUUGAACAAUUUGAUGGUCAGUAAAAUUUGGACACCAGACACAUUUUUUAGAAAUGGAAAAAAAUCAAUUGCUCAUAAUAUGACAACUCCUAACAAGCUUUUCAGAAUUAUGCAGAAUGGAACUAUUCUUUACACAAUGAGACUAACCAUUAAUGCUGAUUGUCCCAUGCGGUUGGUGAACUUCCCUAUGGAUGGACAUGCUUGUCCAUUGAAGUUCGGAAGCUAUGCUUAUCCAAAAAGUGAAAUAAUUUAUACAUGGAAAAAAGGACCCCUGCAUUCAGUAGAAGUUCCACAAGAGUCUUCCAGUCUGCUCCAGUAUGACCUCAUAGGACAAACUGUAUCUAGUGAAACGAUUAAAUCUAACACAGGUGAAUAUGUAAUCAUGACAGUUUAUUUCCACUUGCAAAGGAAGAUGGGCUACUUCAUGAUACAGAUAUAUACUCCGUGCAUUAUGACAGUCAUUCUUUCUCAGGUGUCCUUCUGGAUUAACAAGGAGUCUGUUCCAGCCAGAACGGUGUUUGGAAUCACUACAGUUCUAACAAUGACCACUUUAAGCAUCAGUGCACGCCAUUCUUUGCCCAAGGUGUCCUACGCUACCGCCAUGGAUUGGUUCAUAGCUGUGUGCUUUGCCUUUGUCUUCUCUGCACUUAUUGAGUUUGCAGCUGUCAACUACUUCACCAAUCUUCAGACUCAGCGAGCGAUGAGGAAGGCAGCCAGGGCAGCAGCACUGGCAGCGGCACUAUCGGCAGCAAAUGUACCGGCAGAGGACGAGAUUGUCUCGCAUUCUGACUCCAAUUGUAACCUGAAGAAGCGAAUAAACUCCAUAACAUCUCAGGCAGAUCAGCCUCCCGAAGCCAGCAUAAUAUCAAACAGUGCAUCCCAGUGUCAACCAGUGCCUGCUCCUCCACCACCACCACCUAUUGGAGGCACAAGUAAAAUAGACCAGUAUUCUAGGAUCCUCUUCCCAGUGGCAUUUGCAGGAUUCAACCUGGUAUACUGGGUCGUUUAUCUUUCAAAAGACACUAUGGAAUUUUUCGAACCUACUGCAAUGCAUCUGCGAAAUGACCAUCAGUCCAACUGAAGAACAGCUCAAGAUUUCGAGGAAAUCACUGAAGG
Molecule: messenger RNA, 1292 nt
Organism: Opisthocomus hoazin
Lineage: Eukaryota; Metazoa; Chordata; Aves; Opisthocomiformes; Opisthocomidae
Source: RefSeq, a predicted model, not a curated record